GAACGGAACAUGGUGGAAGGGAGGGCGUGUAUACGGGGUAAUUAAAGUAAAGGUAGGUAAUGAUAAUGGCACAGGUUGAGUUGGAUGCGAGGGGGUUGGAGAGAGAGAGCAAAGAGUAGGCGGUUCCCAGGCUGGAUGUUGAUAUUUAUUUAGGUGGUUGAUCGAAUGUCAAACUGAUUCUUUCUCCGUGUUCUUCGGGUUUUGCACGCCAACCACCGCCCAGCCAAUCACGGGCCGGCAGAACACAAUGACCGAAAAUCCACUCGCCAAAACAUCGGGGAAGAGUCGAAAGACAUCAGCUAUUGCAUCCCAGUCGCCAUUCCAUUUCCCAGCGCUCCGGUAUCUAUCGAACGCCAUACACAGCCGUCUGCUAGCACAAUGGCUUCUACAAAGGCUGUCUCCAGGCUUCUGGCCUACAGACGGCCAGCCCUCGCACAGAUAUCCUCCCAGCACUCCUCCCUUCUUCGGCCCACGACGGCCAGCGUCCUGAUUCCUGCGUUCGCCUUUUCGACCUCGUCCCCUCGAUCUGCUAGCCCUGCUGGCCCUCCUCGACAAGGCUUCCGUCUCCCGCCUCCCAAGGCCUGGGACCAGGACAAUGAAUCCGCUCUCGAUAAAGCCGGAAAAUACUUCCUCUUGGCGGAGAUGCUUCGGGGCAUGUAUGUUGUGUUGGAGCAAUUCUUCAGACCACCAUAUACCAUCUUCUACCCAUUCGAAAAAGGUCCCAUCUCCCCCAGAUUCCGCGGUGAGCACGCGCUACGCCGAUAUCCUUCAGGCGAAGAACGCUGUAUUGCCUGCAAACUAUGCGAGGCCAUCUGCCCCGCCCUUGCCAUCACGAUCGAGGCCGAAGAGCGCGAGGACGGAAGCAGACGGACCACCCGCUAUGAUAUUGAUAUGACAAAAUGUAUAUACUGUGGCUUCUGCCAGGAGAGCUGCCCUGUCGAUGCUAUUGUUGAGUCCCCCAACGCCGAAUACGCGACAGAAACUCGAGAAGAAUUGCUGUACAACAAGGAGAAACUGCUCGCUAACGGCGACAAGUGGGAACCGGAACUGGCUGCUGUCGCAAGAGCUGAUGCCCCCUACAGAUAAAACGCGAAAGAGGAAAGUGGAGUGGGGAAUGGGGUAGGCGAACGCGGUGGGAACCCGAAUUCAACAGCCGAUAUCUAGGAGCUGCACAUGAUAUCAGCAGAAAAGACACAUUACACACAUGAAGAUCAUUAUUUCCUUUUUUUCCCUAAUCCUUUUCGUUUUAACUUGUUAACAGACAGAAUCCUGCAAUAUCAAUGUACUGGUACAUAUUUAUUUACAGAUGUGUGAUAUGAAACUACCCAUGCUAUGUUUUGGUGCAAAACAAACAAAGAGAGGUGGGCAGUAAAUAUGCUGUUGUAUGUGUGCUAUCCUCUAUGUACAGUAUGACUACUGUACAUCUCAAGGCGUUUAGCUAGUUGUUCAAUCUACUGCCGCGCGCCGCAUUCUCUUGUAUGGUGUCUCUAUUUCACAUUAUGUUCGUAGAAACUUGAUGAUAUUUGAAUUUCCAUACUCAAGUAUCCGAUUUAAUUGUCAUUGAAGAAAAGUGAUGUAUUCACUGCUGAGAACAGAGAAGUAACUAAGAUGUCCCCUUUAUUAUGAACCCAAUAUUACUUGCCUCUGAGCCACUCUUUAAUAAAAACUGUCAAGGGGGG
Messenger RNA from Blastomyces gilchristii SLH14081, 1679 nucleotides. Its product is annotated as NADH-ubiquinone oxidoreductase 23 kDa subunit, mitochondrial. The coding region runs from base 379 to 1086 and encodes 235 amino acids. Lineage: Eukaryota; Fungi; Ascomycota; Eurotiomycetes; Onygenales; Ajellomycetaceae. The record is from RefSeq and is a predicted model, not a curated record. Gene Ontology annotation, cellular component: membrane. Gene Ontology annotation, biological process: mitochondrial respiratory chain complex I assembly; mitochondrial electron transport, NADH to ubiquinone. Gene Ontology annotation, molecular function: 4 iron, 4 sulfur cluster binding; NADH dehydrogenase activity. The transcript is spliced from 3 exons.